CUUUGGUUUGAGGACAUCUGGAUAACUUUUCAGUAAUCUCUACUGUUUGACACCACGAGAUGGAGAAGCAGCCCUUGCCCACUGACGAUGACAAGACAGGAACCACUGAGUCAGAAGUCGAUGGCUACGCCGGUGAAGAGAGCCAGCAGAGCUCGUCUGAGCCCCCCGCUCGAGCUGGAUGGAACAGUAAAAUAGAGUAUUUUUUGGCUCAAGUGGGUUUCAGUGUUGGGCUCGGCAACGUCUGGAGGUUUCCAUAUUUGUGUCAUCAGAAUGGAGGAGGUGCUUUUCUCCUCCUGUAUGUGCUGCUGAUGCUGGUCGUGGGUAUUCCCCUGUUCUUCCUGGAGCUGGCAGCCGGUCAGGCUAUUCGUCAGGGCAGCAUCGGAGUAUGGAAGUACAUCUCCCCCAAGCUCGCAGGGAUCGGCUACUCCAGCUGUGUGGUAUGUUUCUUUGUGGCUCUCUAUUACAAUGUGAUCCUCGCAUGGAGUCUCUUCUACCUUGGGAACUCGUUUCAGUCCCCUUUACCAUGGGAACAGUGUCCUCAACAGGGGAAUUUAACGGUGCAGGAAUGUGAAAAAAGCUCCCCUACCUCAUAUUUCUGGUACCGUAAAGCUCUGGAUAUCACAGACUCAAUUGAUGAGACGGGCUCAUUCAACCCCUACAUCGUCUGCUGUCUGCUGGUGGCCUGGACCAUUGUGUGCCUGGGAAUGUUCAAGGGCAUCAAGACGUCUGUCAAGGUGAUGUAUUUCUCCUCCAUCUUCCCUUACUUGGUGCUGUUCUGCUUCCUUGUGCGUGGACUCAUGCUUGAUGGGGCCCUAGAUGGAAUCAAAUACAUGUUUUACCCCAAGCUAAAAAUCUGGGCAGACAUACAGGUGUGGCGGCAGGCAGCCACGCAGGUCUUCUUCGCCCUGGGCCUCGGCUUCGGGUCCAUCAUCGCUUAUUCCUCCUACAAUCCCAAGAACAACAACUGCCACCGUGAUGCCUUCACCGUCUCCUCUAUAAACUUCCUCACAUCCGUGCUGGCCACCCUGGUGGUGUUUGCUGUGCUCGGCUUCCGCGCCAAAAAUAUGGCCAUGAAAUGUAUAGUCAGGAAUGUAAAACAGCUGUCAGAGCUGAUUAACAGCGGUUCAGUGGACACUAUUAGGAUACCACGCUUUAACUACUCUGAUCCCAGCUCUGUGGCCCUGGGGGACUACAGGGACUGGUUUAAAGAACAUGGGAACUUCACAGCCGGCAUCACAGACUGCGACAUGGAAAAAGAGAUGCAGACGGGUGUGGAGGGGACAGGUCUAGCCUUUAUUGCGUUCACAGAAGCCAUGUCACUCCUGCCUGGCAGCCCUUUUUGGUCGGCGCUCUUCUUCCUCAUGCUGCUCAACUUAGGACUCAGCACCAUGUUUGGCACUAUGGAAGGCAUCCUUGCCCCACUCACAGACCGCUUCAAGACUCUGGCCAACAACAAGACCAAAUUCACAAUUUUCAGCUGCAUCAUCGGCUUUGUGAUUGGCCUACUCUUCACCCAGCGCUGUGGUAACUACUUUGUUAUGAUGUUCGAUGAUUACUCUGCCACCCUGCCGCUCAUCAUUGUGGUGGUUUUUGAGACCUUCAGUGUGUCUUGGCUGUACGGAGCUGAUAGAUUCCUUGACGACAUUGAGGUCAUGCUGGGCUGGCGUCCCCAUGUCAUUUACAAGUACCUGUGGAAAUACAUUUGCCCGCUAGCUAUGAUGGGGCUGCUUGCAGCCACGACUGUUCGCAUGAUCAUCACACGACCAGUUUACAAGGCAUGGAACGAAGCCAAGGCUGCUGAAGAGGAACUGCAGUACCCAGGCUGGGCUCUGGCUGUUCUGGCUUUACUGAUCAUAUUUGCAAUGAUGCCCACCCCACUGGGCUUCAUCCACUCUAUCAUGCAGGACAGGAUGAAAAAAGCAUCCAGAGAUGCAGAGAUCGGUCGGUACAGCAUUGUUAGUACUGAUGACAAGUGUGAAACUCCCAUGACUGACAUGUCAGAACUAGAACAGAGAAACGGGGCAGCUAGUUCCUUAUCUUAAACUUUGGACUUUUGAUGUUACACAGUGAGAAAUGACCUUCAGUAUGCAGAUACAAUUUUAGUCCCAUAUUUAUUUAAUGUGGAAAAAAUGAAUUCCAAACAACUCUACAUUUUACAAUUGUUCAAAUCAGUGAAAACAAUAUUUUAGUUUGCAGUAUAAGCCAUAGACAUCACAUCAUGAUGUACUUCAUCAUUUCAAUUAAUAUCCUAAAAAUGAUGAUUUUAAAUAAUAAUAAUAAAUCAUCAAUUCUUUCCUUACAUUUUCUU
Molecule: messenger RNA, 2308 nt
Organism: Scomber japonicus (chub mackerel)
Lineage: Eukaryota; Metazoa; Chordata; Actinopteri; Scombriformes; Scombridae
Product: sodium-dependent neutral amino acid transporter B(0)AT2-like
Exons: 12
Coding region: 60-2042 (660 amino acids)
Biological process (GO): sodium ion transmembrane transport
Cellular component (GO): membrane
Source: RefSeq, a predicted model, not a curated record